UUUCGUCGUACUUUUCAUCGCCGUCGAGAUUGAAGUCCCGUGAAGGUGGUGGUUUUCGUUUUUCGUGUUUAUUCUCAUUUUACGGGUUCCGCACGCGGGUUUACUGUCGAUAUUCGAGUGCACCGACAGUUCGUUGCUCAUUUCGCACGGAGUAUCCGGACGACUUUCAGUUCAACUGAAAUCAGAACCCCAACGCGAGUGACUUUUCGCGCAACGAGUCCUCCAGCGAGAAAAUGUCCUCAGUGAAGUGAGUUUUCGUCCGCCAAGCAAUUCGCGAGUGACCCAGUGGAGUUGGAAGCUGUUUCGUGACGGAGUUCGAGGAGUUGUUUCAGUGAGAAAGUGUUGAUUAGCGCCGAGUUGGCCGCAGCGCAAAGCGUUCCGGCCGAGCGGACAACGGACCUGGCAGAUUGCGCCUUUGCUUGCAGUUCGCAUAUUUUUGGUUUCGCCUUGUGUUUUCUUCUGUUGGUUCGCUGCGCCUCCCCCGCUUGCUCGCUCGGCUGCGUGCCAUUCGCUUGACAGCUGCUGUCGCCCCGAGUGUCCCCGCGGCGCUGCUUCGCUAAAUUAGUUUUUGUUGUUCCGCGCGCCUGGCCGCCCGCAAGCUUCGCACAGUGCACGCACGCACGGUGGAGUUUCGCGUGAUUCGCUUUGCCCGCACGCUCCAAACCGCGAUUUGCGCCCCCGGCUUGCCCGCCCGCACGACGUGCAGCCGAGCCGCAUGUGUUUUGUGCUUUGACAAGGUUCGCAUGUUCCUCAGUUGGUGAAAAAUUGAAAUCGCGCCUGGCAGAGUUCUCGCAGGAGAGGAUGUACCACAAUAACAUGAAUGGGUACGGCGGCGGGCCGUACAGAUCGAGUAGCGGUGGACGUAUGUGGGGGAUGUCUCAUUCAUUACCCUCGGGAAUGUCACGUUAUGCGUUUUCACCGCAGGACACAGAUUUUACAUCAUCGUAUCCGACAGCAAGACGAACAUAUAAUGAUUUCCCAACGAGUAAUACCCUAGCAACAGUUGGUCAUAUGGGAUCGUCGAGUACAAGUUCAUUAGCGGGUCCUGGCGGAGGAAGUAAUCUAAUCAUAAAUUAUCUUCCACAAGAUAUGACUGAUCGUGAGCUAUACGCUCUCUUUCGGAUAAUGGGACCUAUCGAUACCUGCCGAAUAAUGAGGGAUUUUAAGACUGGUUACAGUUAUGGGUACGGUUUUAUAAAUUUUUGUUCGGAUGACGAUGCAGCCCGAGCGAUAAAAAGCCUCAACGGUGUCACAGUUCGUAACAAGCGAUUAAAGGUUUCAUACGCCCGUCCCGGCGGAGAUCAUCUUAAAGACACGAAUUUGUACGUAACAAAUCUUCCACGAACAAUAACGGAAGAUCAACUAGAUAUAAUAUUUGGAAAAUAUGGAACUAUUGUACAAAAAAAUAUUUUAAGAGAUAAAAUGACUGGCAAACCACGUGGUGUAGCUUUUGUUAGAUUCAAUAAACGUGAAGAAGCGCAAGAAGCCAUUUCGGCGUUGAAUAACGUUAUACCAGAAGGUGGUAAUCAACCCUUAACGGUACGUGUUGCCGAAGAGCAUGGAAAACAGAGAGCGAAUGCUGUCCCUCAUCAAUUCCCAAUGCCACCUGGUACUGCCGUUUACAACAACGUAAUGCACAGAGGUAGACAAAAAUUUCGUUUUCAAAAUCAUCCUUAUGGUCAUCCCAAUAAAAUGAUUAACAAGUAAAAUGAAAAAUACAACAUGAAAAAAAAGAAUCCACCACACGGAAUAAAACGGUCAAAAAAACGAUGAUAAGAUUUCAGUUUUCACGAAGAUCAAAAAUCGCAGGCACAUAAUAAAAGUUAUUAUCGGAAGAGUCCAUAUUACAAUUUGAAAAAAAUAGGGAUGAGCAGAGAAUUUCAAGAAUAUUAGAAAAAAGAGGACAAGAAUAUAUAUUAUUAUUAUAUCGCGAUAAUUUAUAGACCGAUCAGAAACUACUAUUACUUUGCUGAUCAGUUUUUUCUUAGUUUUAAAGUGUUGGAAAUAUCCUAGAAAAAAUGAUAUUUAUGCUAAAAUAUGCUACAUAAAAAGGAUACAAUCCGAAGCGAUUUUUUUUUUUGUUUCAAAUUAUGUGAUUAUGAAAAUAGUUAGUUCCAUAUUUCACCAUAGCAGAUUAUGAUAAAAAUACAAUCUUCGUCCUUAUAUACAAUUUAAUUAUUUCGAAGUGGAAAACCAGUCUAGUUCCGACUAUUUCCCCUUUUUGUUCUUUUAUUGUUUUCUUAUUGUUUGUAAAUUUCUUCGAGUGUGAAGCUUUUGGGUCAACAAGAUUGCGUUCCGAUAUGCGUCGAACAUUGGGAUAAAAAAGGACCCUUAAAGUCUGAUACCGAAUAAUAAACAGAUAUAAGGUGAUGGGGUGCAGACUUUCCACAAACAGGAAAUUUUGCUUUGUAGCUUCUUUUGCAAAACACUUGGUGCAAUGGAGGGUUGUAGUGAAUCUUAAAAAUGCACGUCUACAAUUCCCUUGGUUUUCGGGAAUGGCUGUAGAUUGACUUUUUAUCUUAUUCAAUUUCUUCAUAGUUUAUAUCGAAAUAUUUACAAAUAUCUGAAAGGAGAUCGGUGAAUAGCGCCCACAAAAUUCCAGUCAAGUCAGCGUCAACUCAGCGCUGUUGUUUUUUUUUUCUCUUCAAAUGAAUAUGAUUUUUUUAAAGAUGCAGUAGAUUACAGUAGAAAUGUUAGAUUCACUGGAAGAUAAUCAAUAUAUACACGUUCUUUAAAACAUAACCAUCAACUAUAUAAAUUACGUAUGCAAACGAUAUUAUGAUUAGAUUUAGCAAAAAUUUGAAAGAUUUUUGGAAUAUUAACAGUUUUUUUUUCAAUGACGCAAAAAUCAUAAUUGCCAGUUAUCGCAAAGAGAAUAUGGAUUUAAAAAAAUAGCAUAAGAUAUAACACAUACACAUAUACCCGGAACAAGAAAAAUAUUAUGAAGUUACUCAUAUAAGGCUCCAUCAUAUGAAUAUGCUUUAUAUAGAAAUAUAAUCUUAAUUAAAAUA
This is a messenger RNA of Hermetia illucens (black soldier fly), 3011 nucleotides long. Its product is annotated as sex-lethal homolog. Gene Ontology annotation, molecular function: RNA binding. Bases 802 to 1707 code for a protein of 301 amino acids. The transcript is spliced from 6 exons. Gene Ontology annotation, cellular component: ribonucleoprotein complex. Lineage: Eukaryota; Metazoa; Arthropoda; Insecta; Diptera; Stratiomyidae. The record is from RefSeq and is a predicted model, not a curated record.